AUCCUUUAUUACUCUAAUAUUCAUCUUGUAUUUUUACAUGGACACUGAUUCCCUUGAAAACAACAAUAAGGAAAUGAAUAGAAAGUAAAGAAGAAAGCAGCAGGACUACUUCUUUGGACUGCGGUGAUCUUUUAGCUUUGAUUAAGAGGAGCUAUAGCGGAACGUUGACUCUAAGCAUUCAGUUGCCUGAUCAAGUUCUGCAGGGGCUGACAGUCUACGCUUUGUCUACACUUCCUGUUUGCAUCCCCACUCUCCUCUGCACAUACAUCUGGUUUGGUUUAACACACCGAUGUUAGAGUGAAGUAAACGUGUGUCCUGCUGUAAUCUGGAGAAGGAGACAGGACCUCCAACAAGAGUGUGUGUGUAGGAAACAGGACUUAAAAGACAGACAAGAGGCCCUGAUGACCAACAGUGAGGACUGAAGACCUCUGCUUCUGGAGUUUCAUCCAAAAUUCAGUCUUACUUGUGAACUGAUUUCUUGGUUUGGUGGAUUUUCUGCCCUAUGUUGGUCAGCGAAAAUACAGUAUGGGAAAUCAAACAUCCAAGCCAGAUGACCAGCAGCCUUUAUUAGAUAAAACAGAUGAAGAACCACUCAUUGAGAAGAUUUCAGUUGUGCUUAUUGGACGUCAUGGAGUUGGGAAGAAUACAGUUGGGAAUGCUAUUCUUAAGAAGAAAGCCUUCACAUUCCAGAAUAGCUAUAAAAGCCAUUACUUGAAAGAUGAUAACACAAUAUUUGACAGACAUGUUACUGUGAUUCGUGCCCCAGGCUGGUCUGCAGAUUUAAACUCUGAAAGGAACAGCGGCCAUUGGCAAGUGAUUAAAGACAGUGUGCGGUCAAUUAAGAAUGGACCCCAUGCUAUUAUACUGGUUGAUAAGAACACUGAAUCUGCAGAGUCAACAACAGAUAAAGUCAAACAACUCUUGGGUGAUAAUGUUUUCCCCCAUAUUUUAAAAGUUUCAGUGGAUGCAAAAAAUAUUGUGGUUUAUCACAGUGCUAGAAUGCAAACCAUCAUUACCCGAUGUAAAUUUCACUUCUUUGUAAGAUGCUCAUGUGGAAAACAAAAUAGAAUGUUAAUUGAAACAAUUGAGAAAUUUAUUGCAUCUAAGCAUGACAUUCGUUUCUACACUUUGGGGAAGAAAGCACCAAACCCUGAACUGCAGCAUCAGGACUUGGCUAAACUUGUAGAAGCACUAAAACACAAAAUUUCAGCUCUCUCCAAGUCCCUGGAUUCCAACAUGUAUGUGAUAGAAUCAAAAAAUGCUGAGAUAAGGGAGCUAGAACGUCUGCUGAAAGAAAAGGAGGAUAUGCUGAGAACCAAGGAGGAGGAGAUAGCAGGGUUAAAGUUAAAUCUAAAUCACACAAAGAUCUCUGUCCUGGACAAAAUGCCUGAAGAGCUUCAGCAAGCAGCAAAGAGGGAAGGGGCACUUCAAAUAAAGAUUGAUGAAAUGAAAAGGAAACUUGGAGAAAAAGAUAAAGAGAUGGAAAGGAAACUUGGAGAAAAAGAUAAAGAGAUGGAAAGGAAACUUGGAGAAAAAGAUAAAGAGAUGGAAAGGAAACUUGGAAAAAAAGAUAAAGAAAUGGAAAGGAAACUUGGAGAAAAAGAUAAAGAGAUCAAAAACCUGAGAAAAGAAAAUCAAACUCUGAAAUCUCAGUGCUUGAUUGAAAAUAAUAAAAGGGCAAAGCGAUCUUCCGUGAUUGGGACGAGGCAGAAGGAUACAAAUUCAAUUGAAUUAAUCGCAAUGGCCUCAGCAGGAAUGUCAUUGGACGGUGAAGCACUUCAAGCUGGUGAAGCACUUCAAGCCAGUGAAGCCCACAGACGUGUGCAGUUUCUGAAGAAAAAUCGCAAAGAGCUUAUUCAAAGAAUUGUGGCAGUGGAGCUCAUUUCUGAUGAACUGCGUGUGUUCAUCGACCAACAUAAAUAUGAGAAGAUUCUACAAGCUCCAACUGAGUACAAGAAAAACAGACAACUCUUCGACAUAAUAGAGAAAAGCGGAACAAAACUGCAACUACAGUUAUACGCAUGCCUGUUAAAACAUGAGAAAUAUCUUGUUGAAGAUUUAGAGGAGUCUCCAUAAAGUACAAAAUAAUGGUAAGCCUCAAGAAUGACUUGAGAGUUUUGAAUGAUGCCACCUGUUUCCAAAAUAGACAUGAUUUUUUUUUCUUUUCUGGGGAAAAAAUGGGCAGAUGAGAUGAACAACUGCAUCAUAAUGAGAAAACUGUGGAGGGAAAAGAACUGAUUAUUAUCCAAGCAGACUGUCUAAUCAGAGUGCCUAAUCUGACAGAGCCUUCAACUCUUGGAAAAAAGUACAAUGCCCUCAAAUGUACUGUUCAACCAACUGGGAAGUUUAUCAGUAUAAAAACAUCUUCAGUGAAUAUUCUUUAUUGGCUGAGACAAACACUUCUUCAGAAGCCUUCUGUGCUCAUUUACUCAAGAGAACAAGAAAUGUUAACUCUCAUAAAACAAACUAUAAGUGAAAAUUGCUUCAGGCAAAAAGUCCUGAAAGGCAUAAGUGGAUAAAGCCAUGUUUCAAGUCUGACAGAGAAUCUCCCAGGAAGAAACACAUGCUGAUAUUUGUCGCUAAUGUUGAGACCAAAGUAUUUGUAACUACAUUACCAUGUCGGGCCUCAGUGGAUCUGGACUCAAUUCCUGUAACAGUGGACACAAGGCAGGAGAAUUCACCUUGGAUGGGAUGCCAGUCCCUCACCAGGCACCUUGCACAAAUUCAUUCAUACCAAGAGGCAAUUUAGUGCUGCUGAUCCAUGUACCUGCAUGUUUUUGGACAAUGGGAGAAAACCCAAAAAUCUGGAGGAAACCCCCACAAAUACAGAAAAAAAAUAUGCCAAACUCUGCACACACAAUAACCCAGUCAAGAUACAUUCAACAUACAGACUACAGCUUUGAUUUGUUCAAAAUCUAAGGGCCAACCAGCUCCGUACACCUCAGGGGAGUCCUGUAACAGAUAUGGUUGAACAUAUCUGAGGAACACUUGGAAAAACUGACUCUGUUCAUAGGAAGAAAGUGUGUUCAUUUUUUAAUUGUUGUAUUUUAUUUUAUUUAUUAAUUAUCUUCUUAUAUUUACAGCACAUUGACCUGCACCUUAAAAACUGUUCUAUAUUUGUGUUCACUGUUGUUGUAAUCAGAGAAAAUUACAAAGCAGCAAGGGAAGACUCACACACAAAGAACAAAAAGAAACUCAGACUGGAGUCUGGAUUUUAAAUAUUUCUAUUAGUUACAUUGAAACUAAUUGUGAAAUUGAAAAAAAAUGCCUUGGUUUUUUUCCCCUCAUGCUCCCAAGACAAGUGCACUACAAAGAGUAUGAGAUCAGGUUUGUGUGCCCUAUGUAGUGCACUCUGUGCUCAGCACAUAGUGGUUUGGAAUUCAGCCACUGAAUCACAUCCUUGACUCGAAGAGUGCACAGAUUUAAUUGGUGUGAGAUGAUUUAUCACCACAUGUAAUUGGUCUGUGAGUUUCCUGGGCAACUAAACCAGUGCCACAAAGGCUAGAAAAGCUGCGCUGGUUAAAACAGAAAUGCUCCAUCAAAAUGGAAUAAUUCUUAAUAAUUUAUUGGUUAUUGGUCUGUGGUCUGCCUGUUAGAGACCUUGGCCUUAAAACCAUUCACUCAUUUUUUUUCUGACAUUAUUUGGGAGUGUUGACAUGAUAAAGUUCAUCUUACAGACAUUCAACUAACAAAUUAAUAACAUUAACAGUGUUGUGAAUCCUGCAGCAAGUAACGCCAAUAAUUUUUGAGAAAAGGGGAAAAAAAAUUAUGAAUGAGUAGGGGUGUAAAAACUUGACGGAUACUGUAUGUCCAGCCAUUACAGCCUAGAGAACUGCUGAAAAUCAUUUAUCCACUCACAGGCUCCAAGCCAUAAGGAUCUUCUCUAGUCACGCCAUUUGAAAGUUUUACUUUAUCCAAAUAGCACAACCUGCAUUUUAGUGAUUAUCCAUAAUAAGUGCAUUAUAUUUUAGCUAAUGUCAUUUAGAUUCCUCAAUAAAAUUCAUGAUCAAUUCUUCAGUCAGAAUAAAACCAAGUAGUUGCUCGGUUACUCAGGUCUUUCUGCAGCCUGGUUGUGAAUCCUUCAGAAACAAGUUCUCUCUAAACUCUUGGUUGUAUAUUACAGAGACAUAUUGCUG
Molecule: messenger RNA, 4136 nt
Organism: Neoarius graeffei (lesser salmon catfish)
Lineage: Eukaryota; Metazoa; Chordata; Actinopteri; Siluriformes; Ariidae
Exons: 8
Coding region: 526-2076 (516 amino acids)
Biological process (GO): regulation of apoptotic process
Molecular function (GO): GTP binding
Source: RefSeq, a predicted model, not a curated record